AAAUUUAUUCGUAAUUUAUUGAUAUUUUUUUAAACCAGAUAUUUGAAAUUUUUACUCAUUCAGUGAUUGCUAAUUUGCACUUUUUGAAUUUUUAUAUACUAUAUAUGUUAAUAUAUGUAUACAAUUAAUUUUUUUAAAAAUAAUGUUUUGUCCGUCUGGUUUUAAAUUCUUAUUUACGAAAUAAAAGGUAAGACGUUAAUUUUUAGUUGGUAGUUUUGUCCGAAAAAGUUGUGCGGGUCAUGUGACGUUAGAAAUUUGUAGUCAGUUAAAUUAUUUGUUGUCAUAUACAGUGGCAGAUGGAUAAAACAGUAUCAUUCUCGAAUUAGCGUUAUUUCGUGCUCGGCGUCAGCUUUCAAAAUAUAGUUGUUUAAUUGACAGAUAUGAUAUAAUUUUAGCUCGCUGUUGUUUAUACAUCAGAUUUGCGAAUUCUUUUUUUAGAAGUAAGAUUUCUUAAAGAUUUUUCGAACAUGAUUGUUAAAGUAAGAAGAAUUUAUAAUCUAAAAAGAAAAGUCGGAUCCAAUCGAGAAAAUUAUUAAUACGUUACAUUUCGAAUAAAAAAAUUUUUUUUUUUUCGAAGUAAUGAACUAAUAUUUAGUGUGGAACCUGUAGAUGUAUCCCGUUCUAUUUUGGGGUGCUGUGUUUCUUGGCAGCCUAUUAGAAAUGACUGCCUGCCAGAAUGACGUGGUAUGUCGUAGUUAAACUUUUUCGGUUAUCAUUUGCCCAGUAACCAUUUUACAUGUCAGCUUAUUUCGUGAUGGUAAAAGUUUCUCUAUUAGGUGUGAAAAUGUUAUAUUCAUUGUGAUUAUGUAUGCGGAUGACGAUCCUAGCGGUUAUACUGCUGACGACAUGCUUCGAUCUUGUUCUAACUUUUUACAACGUUUUUCUUCCCGUCUGAAAGUUCAAAACAGCGAUGAGAUACCCAUCCAUAGUGUAAAGCCAGUCCUUCCGGCCUCUGUACUUCUGUUGCCUCUCACUUGCUGCGUAUCUCCAAAUGAACAUACUUCUUCCCGCCCCCCAAGUGUGGAGGAUGAUGAAGACGGGCAUCUGAUCUAUAGGCACGGGGACAUCCUCCAAGACCGAUAUAAAAUCAUUGCUACCCUCGGUGAGGGUACAUUUGGUAAAGUAGCAAAAGCUGUUGAUCUUUGCUCGGAGCUUACAGUGGCUCUGAAAAUAAUCAAAAAUGUAGAAAAAUACAGAGAAGCAGCAAAAUUGGAGAUAAAUGUCCUGAAAAAACUUGCUGAUGCUGAUCCAGAUAGCAAACACUUGUGUGUAAAGAUGCUAGAUUGGUUUGACUAUCAUGGUCAUAUGUGUAUAGCAUUUGAAAUGCUAGGACUGAGUGUGUUUGACUUUUUGAAAGAUAAUAAUUAUCAACCGUAUCCUAUUGAUCAAGUCAGGCAUAUUGGUUAUCAGCUCUGUUACUCUGUGAAAUUUGUACAUGACAAUCAUUUGUCACACACAGAUCUUAAACCAGAAAAUAUACUUUUUGUAAAUUCAGAUUAUGAUAUUAGUUACAAUCCCAAAAAACAAAAGAGAGAUAUGCGAAGGGUUAGAAAUACAGAUAUAAGGUUGAUAGAUUUUGGCUCAGCAACAUUUGAUCAUGAACAUCACAGUACAAUAGUUUCAACUCGCCAUUAUCGUGCCCCUGAAGUUAUAUUAGAACUUGGUUGGAAUCAACCCUGUGAUGUAUGGAGCAUAGGAUGCAUUUUAUUUGAACUUUAUUUGGGAAUUACACUUUUUCAGACACAUGAUAACAGAGAACAUCUGGCAAUGAUGGAGCGUAUAUUAGGACCUCUUCCAUAUCGUAUGUGUAGGAAAAGCAAAACAAAAUAUUUUUAUCAUGGUCGAUUAGAUUGGGAUGAGAAAAGUUCAUCUGGAAGAUAUGUUAAAGAGAAUUGUAAGCCAUUACGUCAACUAAUGAAGAGGAUUGCAUUGCAGAGGUAUAUGAUGUCUGACGAUGAAGAUCAUCAGCAGUUAUUUGAUCUUAUAUCUCAGAUGCUGCAAUACGAACCAUCUCAGCGAAUUUCUCUGGACGAUGCCAUGAGUCAUUCAUUUUUUAGUAAACUUCCCAAUUCGUUAAAAUUGCACGAACUAGAUAAAAGAAAAGAAAUCGAAAAUAGGGAGCGAUCUCAUAGUCUGAGCAGAUGAAACUUCUAUAUUUAUGUUUUUGAUAAAAACUGUACAACAUCUUGUCAUCGCCGAGAGUAUGUGACUGUAAAAAUACAUCGACAUAAAUCUGGCCAUCAUCAGAUUCGUAGGAAGUUAAUUCAUAUCAUCAUACAAACAACACGUACGUAGUCUAGAUAAUAUUCGAUCACUGUGUAUAAAGAGUUUUUACAUUGUUUGAUUUAAUCAUACGAAUGUUUCGUUUGUGUUCUAUUCUGUUGUAUGAUAAUGCAAUAAAGCCAAUGUGUGUAAAUUUAAAUUUGUUGGUAAUUUAUAAAUUUAUGAAACAUUUUAAUAAUUAUUUUAGUAAGCAAUAUCUUAUCGUUAAAAACAUUUGUUACGCCAAUAAAGUAUUUAUCGUUUUUUAGUACAAGUUAAAUUACAGGCAACAUCUAUUCUUUGAAGAUAUAUAUUUUACAAAUAAUACCUAUUUUUUCGUAUUGAACACAAUUUGCUACUUACGUUAUUGAUGAAACCAGAUUUUGUCAAAAAUUUAAUCUGUCGUAUUCAAAGUUUUAUUUAAAUCAGUAAUGAAAACUUGGAACGAAAUUAUUUCCUAUUUAGAGUUUAUGUAUUGAUUGGUCGCAAUCAUAACGUUAUUUAUAAUGUAUGUCGUCUUAUUGAAAUGCUGACAAUUUUGAAUUUAUCAUUGCUAUUGUCGGGUUGGUUUGCUGUUCAGUUGAUAAGGGAUUGAUUGAAUAUAUCAUUUCUCACACUGCGAGUGCACUAAAUUUAUACACUGUCGUCAGCAGACCCCCUUCACACAACUUUAUUAGUAUAAGAAUAUGUAUUGGUUUACGUAACCAAAAUCGAUGUUCGUUGUAAUAAUUGGAAGACAAAAUGUAGGCUAAAUCAGAGAAUGAUCUUAAUGAUCACAUCAACCUUAUUCAGUUUUUUUUUUAAAGAAGUAUGUAUGUAUUAUGCUUUGAAAUAUCUUUAAUUCAUAUUUAUCGUUUGAUUUUGGAAAUAUUUUUCUGUAAAUAUGUGUAACUCUUUUUCAUGUAAUCUUUUUUGUUAUUAAUUAUACGUAGAGUUAAUAUAACUUGUACAAACGUUUAAAGUUUGUUAGUAAAACUAAUAAAAUUUCGAAUUUA
This is a messenger RNA of Centruroides sculpturatus (bark scorpion), 3257 nucleotides long. RefSeq names its product serine/threonine-protein kinase Doa-like (gene Doa). The transcript has 12 exons. The record is from RefSeq and is a predicted model, not a curated record. Gene Ontology annotation, biological process: protein phosphorylation. Gene Ontology annotation, molecular function: protein kinase activity; ATP binding. The coding region runs from base 805 to 2145 and encodes 446 amino acids. Gene Ontology annotation, cellular component: nucleus. NCBI's taxonomy places the organism in Eukaryota, Metazoa, Arthropoda, Arachnida, Scorpiones, Buthidae.